ACAUUCCUAGAGCGGACGAUACAUAUAUCCAGGAAAUUAUGAAAAUGAUGGCAGUGCAAAAGGACAAUAAUGGACAUUCAAUCAAUGAUUUUAAUGCUAAAUCCUCUCAUUCUCAAGGCUCACUGGCAUCCAAGGAGAUGACAACACUGGAUAGUAUUGUGGCAAAAUUUAGAAAUCAUACUUAUGCUGAGUCUACCAAAAAGACGUAUCAGAACUAUUUAAAAUCCUAUAUGGAAUUCUGUAGAAGAAUUAACAUUGCCCUUGUUCCUUUGAGUCCUUUGAACUUAGCAAGAUAUGUAGCCUAUUUGUCUGCGAGACUACAGUUUAACUCCAUAAAUAAUUACUUGUCAAUUAUCCGUUUGUUACAUUUAGAAGCAGGGAUUACGUCUCCAUUGGAGUCAUUUUUUAUGGAUUCGGUACUAAAAGGUGCUAAGCGUGUAUUAGGAUGCACAGUUCAUAGCAAAUUGCCUUUAACGCCGAAGAUUUUAAAUGAAAUAUUCACUUUGUUGUCAUUAAGCAGUAGUAAGGACUUAUGCUUUUGGGCAGCCUGCUUAGUUGCCUUCUUUUCCUUUUUAAGAAAGUCAAAUUUAUUUGCUCCGUCUCUUUCAGCUUUUGAUCCUGUGCGACAGUUAUCUCGAGAAGAUAUCACUUUUCAUGCAGAGGGUGUCCGAUUAAGAGUAGUGAAAACCAAAACCAUUCAAUUUUCAGAGCGUGUGUUAGAAAUCCCACUUCCAAGAGUGAACAACUCUCAUUUAUGUCCCUCUAAGGCUCUCCUUCUUAAUUUCAAGCAGGUACCAGCCAUAAGCUCCCCAUCACCGGUCUUCUUGUACUUAGUGCAGGGCAAGGUAACACCUCUUACCUAUGCCACCUUUGUAAAAAUGCUAAAACAUAACUUAUCAUUGUUAAAUUAUGACAGCACCAAAUAUUCGGGACAUAGUUUUCGUAGAGGGGGAGCUUCCUUUGCCUUAGAAUGUGGGAUACCAGCUGAUCAUAUUCAGUCUCAGGGUGAUUGGAAAUCAGAUGCAUAUAAGUUAUACUUGGAUCCUUCCUUUGCUCAUCGACAGAAAGUCAUGAAUAAAUUUGCUGCGGCCCUUGGGAAAUAAAUAACUAUACUUACCUACCCCUACUGGUUCCACUUUACAUGUUUGGGAAGUUUGGAAUACCACAGAUUGUUCAUUAAUUAAUUUGUGUAUUGUUUGAAAACUGUACUGUUGUUUGUGGUUUUAUUAAUAUGAAAACUAUAAGCAUUAAACUGUGGUUCUUUUCCCAAACAUGUGUUUGUUUUACUUAAGUACCCAACUGGAUUCACUGGUUUCUAGACUGCAUUCCGAACAGAGUAGGUCAGAUGCUAUUCUGCAUCCGUUCUGAAUCUGGUCUAGAUUCCAACACAUUACACUGUCAGUUAAGGGGGGGAGGGGGGCUUAUUUCUGAAUGCUGUAGAUUAAUGUGGUAUUUUUAUAUAAAUAAAAAUUGAGUAUUAAUACACAGUAUAGUGAAAUGCAAUUCAUCCUUGUGAUUGCAUUGCCUCUUAUCAACAACAUAUUAAGUUACUUCAUAUCAGGAUACAGUCAUUUAUGGAAAUGAGUGUAUCCUUAGCUUUGUAUGUCAUUGUAAACUUUUAACCAAUGAGAAGAUUGGGUUUUCCUAGUUGCUGCUGUUGAAAUCUCGUUCCCUAAUUGUGUAGUGAGAUUUAGUUAGAGAACCAAUCAGAAUAGGGCGCUCAUUUCAAAAUGUCCAAUCAGAUAGUUAAUUAAUUACUGUUGGUUCUUUGUUCUAACAAUUGCGCGUCUUCAUAGGCAUUCAAGCUAAUUCAGUUGCAUGAAGCAGAAGCAUUAUAUUUUUGCAGUUGGAAAUUUUUAAAUCCCAUCCUCACCCACCCUUUAAAGGGCUUGAUAUUUGUUUUAUUAUUAUUGUAUCAAUUUAUUUUGUGUAUAUAAAUAUGUUUAGAGUAGUUUGACUUACAAGAACACACAGUUUUGUAUUCAUAAUAUGUUAGUUUUUAUAUGGAAUACCACAGAUUGUUCAUUAAUUAAUUUGUGUAUUGUUUGAAAACUGUACUGUUGUUUGUGGUUUUAUUAAUAUGAAAACUAUAAGCAUUAAACUGUGGUUCUUUUCCCAAA
Mytilus californianus (California mussel) is the source of this 2120-nucleotide messenger RNA. RefSeq lists its product as uncharacterized. Gene Ontology annotation, molecular function: DNA binding. Bases 39 to 1103 code for a protein of 354 amino acids. NCBI's taxonomy places the organism in Eukaryota, Metazoa, Mollusca, Bivalvia, Mytilida, Mytilidae. The record is from RefSeq and is a predicted model, not a curated record. The transcript is spliced from 2 exons. Gene Ontology annotation, biological process: DNA integration; DNA recombination.